GGCCAGGGGCGCGCAUGCGUGUGGCGUGCUCGCUGGUUUAACCCGCGCUCACGGGCCGGAGGAGCGCGAACAGCUUCGAGGCCCGGGUCUCUACAGAAAGGAAGCCAUUGCUGUCCACAGCCACGAGGAGCCCAGGGUGGGGCUCGUUAGGAGAGAAGAGGGCCAUCAUGGACCCUCGGGGACCGGUCUCUCAGCCUUUCCAGCAGCUUGAGAAAUCUGGUCGUAUCCGGCGUCGCAAAACUAGGAGGGAGCGAAACAAGGCCCUGGUGAGUGGCUGUCGGCCACUGGCCCGUCAGGAUCCUCCCGCGUCCAGUCGGGAUCCAUCUGUGACCCUCCAGGAUCCUGUGGCUUCUGCAGUCCCCAAGCUUGUCGUCAUAACUCAAGGCAGAUUGAGCCGGGAGCACCGGGGUCUCUUCAACCAUGAAGUGAAAUCCCUGGAUGUGGCCCGGCUGCUUAACAGUGGCUCCUUGGAACCAUGUACCCCCCCACUGCCCACAAAGUCCUCCUGCAGCCCAAGCAGAGUCCAAGAACCAGCCUUAGAGGCAAGAGGCAAGGAGAACCAGGCGCCGGGAGGUGUCGACUCAAGCCCACCAAGUUCCCCGGAGCUCCCUGUGCUGGGGCGACUGCUGGAGGAGCUGCAGUGCCAGCUGAUUCUGCCACAAGCCUUCCCUACGAGGGACCUAGUGCAGGAGUCCAGGGAUGCCAUCCUAAGGACCUUGCAAGGCUGCCAUGGCUGCGUGCCGGAUCUUGCCCUGGUGCUCCGAGGUGGUCGGUCACCCUUGCCUGAGACGAAGCCUAGGGUCCCCGAGAGACGGAGGAAGACACCUUCUGGUAUGGAUGUUCCUGAGCAUGCUCCAAGGGAGGGGAGGCAAAGGACUCAACAGGGGACGAAGGGGGUUAACUUUGCCGUGUCUCAAACUUGCAGCAGCAACCCUUCACACAGGGCCAGCCUGGUGCCACCUAUAGAUCACCAGCUGCCCAUCUUGCCCUCAGUAUCUUCACCAUCUGGGGUCGCGUGCGGUCCCCCAACAGCGUUUGAUAUGCUGAAAAGCAUCUGGCUCAUAGCCACCCCACCCCAGCCCCAGCCCCGGGAUGUCUGCCCACCUCAACCUCUACCUCAGCCGCCGUCACCCUUGCUGCCCCGAACAUCUGGCAAUAAGGACUUGGACUGGAGCCCCGACCCUCCUGCCCCACUGCUCAGCCUCUCCUGGGUGGUGACUCAGAGGAGUCCAGAGUCUUGGUCCUUCCCCCCAAUGAAGCUAUACUGAGGAGACGAUGGGUAGGGCUGGGGGCAGGUAUCCCGUACUCCCAGUCACCUCAAUAAAACACCGUCUUGGUCCUCUUGA
Messenger RNA from Peromyscus leucopus (white-footed mouse), 1346 nucleotides. RefSeq names its product proline rich 19 (gene Prr19). The transcript is spliced from 3 exons. The coding region runs from base 168 to 1268 and encodes 366 amino acids. Lineage: Eukaryota; Metazoa; Chordata; Mammalia; Rodentia; Cricetidae. The record is from RefSeq and is a predicted model, not a curated record.